Messenger RNA from Lytechinus variegatus (green sea urchin), 1718 nucleotides. RefSeq names its product dual specificity mitogen-activated protein kinase kinase 5-like. Gene Ontology annotation, biological process: protein phosphorylation; MAPK cascade. NCBI's taxonomy places the organism in Eukaryota, Metazoa, Echinodermata, Echinoidea, Temnopleuroida, Toxopneustidae. Gene Ontology annotation, molecular function: ATP binding; MAP kinase kinase activity; protein binding. The record is from RefSeq and is a predicted model, not a curated record. The coding region runs from base 88 to 1389 and encodes 433 amino acids. The transcript is spliced from 20 exons.
UGUUUUUUUUAAUUCGCUUCCGGAUUUCGAGGUUAGUUUACAUUUUUGGACUUGCAGUGUUAUUCACCGGAUAUAAGUGGAAAAAACAUGGCAGCACAACCUCUCGUCAUAAGAAUAAAAACACAACAUGGAGAGGACGUUGAUUGGACAGUGCAGCUUGGUCAAUUGUCAUUUCAUGAAGUCUUGGAGGUUAUAGCUCAAGUUCUACAAGACAACACCCCUGCAGCCUUUGAGUAUGAAGAUGAGGAUGGAGACCGUAUCACUGUACGAAGUGAUGAUGAAAUGGAAGCCAUGAUCAACUAUUACCUAUCACUCCUAGCUGAAUGUGAAGCAAGAAGGGUAAUGGCGCCCCCUCUCAACAUAUACCCACAAGUUAAAGCUGGCACAAGGAAAAAUAUACACAAUCUCACAGUCAACACAAGGCCAGCUGGAGCGGUUCCAAAAGGAGCAGAUAGUGGAAUAAGUUUAGGAUAUGGGAGGCAUGAUGCUGAAUUAAGAGAAAUUCUUGCCAGUGGCAGGAUAGUAGAAACAGAUAUAUUACACCUUGAAGUCUUGGGAAGGGGUCACAGUGGGCAGGUUUACAAAGCUAAACAUGUACCAACAAAUAAUGUGAUGGCAGUGAAGGUUAUACCACUGGAUAUCACUCCUGAAGCUCAGAAGGAAAUCUUAUCAGAGUUACAAAUCCUAUACAAGUGCGAUUCACCUUUCAUCAUUGGCUUCUAUGGUGCUUUCUUCACAGAGAAUAGAAUCUCAAUAUGUACAGAGUUUAUGGAUGGAGGUUCAUUAGAAAUGUAUCGCUGCAUUCCAGAAUCAAUAUUGGGCAGGAUGACAGUCUCAAUAGUCAAAGGAUUGAAUUAUCUAUGGAAUUUGAAAAUAAUGCAUAGAGAUGUGAAGCCCUCCAAUAUCUUAGUCAACACACAAGGAGAAAUCAAAUUGUGUGAUUUUGGAGUCAGCGCUCAACUAGUCAGCUCGAUAACAAGGACAUAUAUAGGAACCAACGCGUACAUGGCACCCGAGAGAGUUUUAGGAGAUGAGUAUGGAGUUCAUUCAGAGGUUUGGAGCUUGGGUGUCUUCUUAUUAGAGAUGGCAACUGGUAGAUUUCCAUAUCCAGUAACACCAAGAGAGCAUGAAUUAUCGCCUAUUGAUCUUCUGCAAUGCAUUGUACAUGAGCAUCCACCAAGGUUACCAAGCGACAAGUUCUCAGCACCCUUUGUUGACUUCGUAAAUAGAUGUCUUCAGAAGCGACCAGGAGACCGUCCAAAGCCUCAGGACCUGAUGCAGCACCCGUUCAUCCGGAUCUUCGCUGACGGCAACAAGCAGAUCAUCUCAGAGUGGGUAUGUCAGGAGCUCCAGGAACUCCGGUUACGAGGGAUGGUGAAAGGGCUCUGAGGGCACCAGCCAAGGAUCACUGAAGACCUUCUCAAGAAUUAUUUCAGAACAUCUGACUGAAGACACCAACAUGCAAUGGAUAGUUCCUUUACCCAAAAAGGUGGUCUUUUUAAAGUAGUUUUCCACCCUACAUGUAGAUUGGUCAGAGGAUGUCGUGGAAUGACUCCAAUUUCUUGGAGGGAACUUACAGGGUUUCUGAGGACAGUAUUCUGGAAACACUUUGAAGUACCCAACUGUUAUGUCUGUACCUUGAAUAGUCCAAACCCUUUUUAAUGUUCCUCAGACAUAAUGAAGGAUUGACAAUGUGUGACAGAAAAACCCUUCAGGAA